AUGGCAACAGGAACACGCACCCAUUUUACACACAGGCGCUGUGCAACUUACGGCAACAUCCCCCCCAGUGGCCUUUACCCUGCUAAAGUGGUGUCAUAUCCUUCUAGUUUCAAGAAGACUCCCCCUCCCGUGCCCCCGCGUGCCACCACCAAGCCUCUUAUCUCUGUGACAGCCCAGAGCAGCACCGAGUCCACCCAAGAUGCCUACCAGGAGGGGAGGCAACCGCGAGGCGGUCUGUGGGCCACCGACAGCCUCGGGCGUCCCAUCUACAGCUCCAUGGACAGCCUGGACAGCUCCAAGGCGGUCACCAUGGCCAUGGAGACUGCGGCGCCCAAGAGGCACGCGUCUUUGGGCAGCCACAGCUCCAUCCAGACAUGCGACAAAGCUGUGUUGGUAUCCAAGGCGGAAGAGUACCUCAAAACCCCUCGAUCCUCGAUCGGCAUACAGGUGGAAACUGUGACAGACUCCGAGACCGAAAGCAAGGGCCUUCCUCAGUUUCACUCAAUAGGUAUCCAGGUGGAGGAUCACAAAAGGCGUGGGCGGGUCAAGCGCUCCAACAGCGUCACCACUGCAGUGCAAGCCGACAUGGAGCUGGAGGGCUUCCCCUCCAUGGAAGACAAGGGUCUGCAGUUCGGUGGCGCUUUCGGUCGCCACUCCGAACCCAGCACGCCCACGCAGUACGGCGCCAUCCGCACGGUGCGCACGCAGGGCCUGUUUAGCUACAGAGAGGACUAUCGGGCCUCCAGCGGCCCCCCCAGCCCGCAGCCUGAACCCUGGCUGGCUGAACCCGGCCUGGAGGCCGGCGAGACGGGUCGAGUGUCCCCUCUUCGCAGGGACGGCGGCUGGUUCAUGCAGCUUCUUCAUAAUGAAUCCAAAAGGAUGGAGGGAUGGUGUAAAGAGAUGGAGAGGGAAGCAGAGGAGCACGAUCUGUCGGAGGAGAUUCUCGGGAAAAUCCGGAGCGCAGUGGGAAGCGCUCAGCUGUUAAUGUCCCAAAAGUUCCAGCAGUUUUACUGGCUGUGUCAGCAAAAUCUGAGCUCCGAGAAUCUUGUUUGCCCUCCAGAAAUGGAUCGCGGCAAUCAAUAG
Messenger RNA from Syngnathoides biaculeatus (alligator pipefish), 1083 nucleotides. RefSeq names its product disks large-associated protein 2. Bases 1 to 1083 code for a protein of 360 amino acids. Gene Ontology annotation, biological process: signaling. The record is from RefSeq and is a predicted model, not a curated record. Gene Ontology annotation, cellular component: postsynaptic specialization; glutamatergic synapse. NCBI's taxonomy places the organism in Eukaryota, Metazoa, Chordata, Actinopteri, Syngnathiformes, Syngnathidae. Gene Ontology annotation, molecular function: molecular adaptor activity. The transcript is spliced from 7 exons.